This is a messenger RNA of Tachyglossus aculeatus (Australian echidna), 1204 nucleotides long. RefSeq names its product DnaJ heat shock protein family (Hsp40) member C8 (gene DNAJC8). NCBI's taxonomy places the organism in Eukaryota, Metazoa, Chordata, Mammalia, Monotremata, Tachyglossidae. Gene Ontology annotation, cellular component: nucleus. Bases 27 to 800 code for a protein of 257 amino acids. The record is from RefSeq and is a predicted model, not a curated record. The transcript is spliced from 9 exons.
GUCACGUGGGGGCGGGGGCGCGCAAGAUGGCGGCUUCGGGAGUCGGCGGGGCCUCUGGAGGCGAAGGAGAAGGAGGAGGAGGCACCGAGGAGGCGUUUAUGACGUUCUACUCUGAGGUGAAGCAAAUAGAGAAGAGAGAUUCAGUUUUAACAUCAAAAAAUCAAAUUGAGAGAUUGACCCGGCCUGGAUCUUCGUACUUUAACUUGAAUCCAUUUGAGGUGCUCCAGAUGGAUCCCGAGGUCACAGACGAAGAAAUCAAGAAGCGGUUCCGGCAGCUGUCCAUAUUAGUCCAUCCAGACAAAAAUCAAGAUGACGUGGAAAGAGCCCAGAAGGCUUUUGAAGCUGUAGACAAAGCAUACAAGCUGCUACUGGAUCAGGAGCAAAAGAAGAGGGCCUUGGACGUGAUACAGGCCGGAAAGGAGUACGUGGAGCACACGGUUAAGGAGCGGAAGAAACAGCUCAAGAAGGAAGGGAAACCCACAAACGUGGAAGAAGACGACCCCGAAUUGUUCAAGCAAGCUGUGUACAAGCAGACAAUGAAGCUCUUCGCCGAGUUGGAAAUCAAAAGGAAAGAGAGGGAAGCUAAAGAAAUGCACGAAAGGAAGCGGCAGAGAGAAGAAGAGAUUGAGGCACAAGAAAAGGCAAAGCGGGAACGGGAAUGGCAGAAAAACUUUGAGGAAAGUCGAGAUGGCCGUGUGGACAGCUGGCGGAACUUCCAGGCGAACACAAAGGGGAAGAAAGAGAAGAAAAAUCGGACCUUCCUGAGGCCCCCCAAAGUAAAAAUGGAGCAGCGCGAGUGAGGCCUGCCCGCCCUCCCGGGGGGUGCAGCAGUGGCGGUGGCGACAGCGGUGGCGGCGGCGGCGGCGGCGGUCCCUUCCAGACCCUCUCCCGCUUUUAAGGACUCAUCCCCACGUAGAGUAGAGUAGCAUUUGCUUUUUAGUCAGAUGGUUGUUUUGAGAACAAUUGAACAUUGAGCGGAGGCUCCUUUUGUACAUUUCUCCGAGGGGCUUGGCUGGAUGGAGCGCCCCUACCCCGCCCCCGGCCCCCACCACCCUGAGUGACCGGCUCUGGCUGAGGCCACCGCUGUUUGCUGUUGUUAUUCGCAGCCUGUAAUUUAAUGUUUUGUACUUCCACUGAGCUGUGAUGUUUUUGACUUCAUGUAUAGUUUGGGAAAUCAUCCAAUUAAACCGUUGCUUAAAACGGG